AUGGAAGCUAAUAAUGAUAAAGUGAAUUUGAUUCAUGGUGAAACUCAACGCACUAUUCUCAUCUGUACUGUUGAUGAUGGUGCCACUGUUGCACAGUUGGCUUACGAAGAUUUUACUCAUCACGCACAUACUCAUUUGGAUCUGAAAGCUCCGCCGCCAAUGCUCGAUGAAUACGGAUUACCGAAACGACGAGAAGUUGAUUGCAUGAUCAGUUACCAGUGGGAUAAUCAAAUAUUCGUUCGUAAAGUUUAUGAAGAUAUGUCGAUACGUGAAAUCCGUGUACGGUUUGAUAUUUGGGCUGUUCGAAAAGUUGGCCAUGCACAACCACCUGAUGUUGUUGAUGAUUGCUCAGCGGAAUUAUUUGAAUUGCGUUGUCUGCUUGAUGAUGCACGAGAUGCUAUUAGUGCAGAAAGUGGACAAAGUCGUUUCAAAAUAUGCACUCGUUGCAGUCAAAAAUUUGAUGAAUACACGAAAGGUGGAUGCAAAAAUCAUCGAACAUUUUACAUGGGUGGAACUAUUUUAGAAGGUCGAUGGGUCUGUUGUCGACAACAAGCAAGAGACUCAUUAGGUUGCANCAAUGUUGAGGUGUUUAGGAUACACAGUUGGAUUCCUUCCACAUAUAUUUUAAUUGAUGAAUUAGCUAAAUACGGCAUAAUUAGUUAA
Messenger RNA from Rotaria socialis, 663 nucleotides. The record is from the annotation of a GenBank genome assembly. NCBI's taxonomy places the organism in Eukaryota, Metazoa, Rotifera, Eurotatoria, Philodinida, Philodinidae.